Sander lucioperca (pikeperch) is the source of this 1122-nucleotide messenger RNA. RefSeq names its product A disintegrin and metalloproteinase with thrombospondin motifs 2-like. Gene Ontology annotation, molecular function: metalloendopeptidase activity. The record is from RefSeq and is a predicted model, not a curated record. Bases 86 to 1093 code for a protein of 335 amino acids. Gene Ontology annotation, cellular component: extracellular matrix. Lineage: Eukaryota; Metazoa; Chordata; Actinopteri; Perciformes; Percidae. The transcript has 7 exons. Gene Ontology annotation, biological process: extracellular matrix organization.
AUUGUUAAACAGCUAUACCUGUGUUGUCUGGUUGCCAGGGAAACAGUACACAAGGUUCGGCUGCAGGAGGAAGGCCGACGGGAAAAUGGUUCCGAGGACGUUCUGCUCCAACAUCAACAAGCCGAGAGCCAUCAGCCGCAGCUGCAACACAGACGCCUGCAGCUCGCCACGCUGGGUGAGCGGGCAGUGGGAGGACUGCAGCGCCUCCUGUGGUCAGACGGGGUGGCAGCGCCGCUGGGUCAGCUGCCAGCAGGCGUCUGGCACGGGACAGUCCAGCACGGGACAGUCCAGCACGGACCAGCAGGCAUCCGGCGCUGACCAGCAGGCGUCCGGCGCUGACCAGCAGGCGUCCAGUACAGGACAGCAGACACGCUCAGUUAACAGCAAACUGUGUGGAGGCAAUCGACCGGAAGGGAAACGAACCUGCAACCGUUUCCCCUGCCCCGCUGCCUGGCGGGCUGGACCCUGGACGCCGUGUUCGGUGUCCUGUGGAAACGGGACUCAGGAGCGCCAGGUUGCGUGUUUGAGUCCCGAAGGUUCAGCACGAAACUGCAGCGACCCUCGACCAAUCACAACCCGCGCCUGCCAGCCCCCUCCCUGCAGCGGUGACCAGAGGAACUCCAUCAUCCAGUGGCUGUCUCGUUCUAACUCUGACUUCCCGGCUCCCAACAUCUCCUCCAGGCAGCGUUGCCGCGGUGACCGCUCUGUGUUUUGCCGGAUGGAGGUGUUGACUCGGUACUGCUCCAUCGCCGGAUACCGUCAGAUGUGCUGCAAGUCCUGUAGCCAUGGAAACCUCAGCAGCAGCAUCCCGCCCAGCGCCAACAGCAGUUCCUGGAGUGUAACCAUGGAGACGAUGACUUCAGCAUCCUACAUCAGCACGCCAUCGCCCAGCAUCACCGUAGCUCCGCCCCCCCAGCAUGACUGGAGCUCCGCCCCCCAGUUUCACCAUGACUCCGCCCCCCAGCAUCACCGUGACUCCGCCCCUGACCAGCCGGAGCAACACCGACUUUGUGUACGUGGAGUACGAGGAUUACGGCGACAUUUCAUCCUUCGAGGAUCCAUCUGUUCCCUCAGACACUCCUCAUAUCAGUAAUACUUCUAGUACUACCAGUCUGAGAGAAA